AUGACUAAUGCUGAAACACAUCCCCACGAUCCAAACUAUUGUUCACCAAGUAAGCAAAACGAUGGUUCUGGAGGCACUACGAAACAUCAGUGUAGCAUCGAUGAACGCUCUUACGAAGCUUGCGCACCUCAACAUUGCGCUGGGUGCAACUUCAACAAAGGGGAUAUAACCAAAUCGAAAGUGCUUAAGUUUCAGAGCUUGGAUAUUACAGAUGACUUGAGGGAGCUUUUCUUUAGUGAUCCAGCAAUCUCUGGUCCAAUGAUGUCUGCUAACUAUCUCGCCACCAAAUCUACAGCUCGCAAACUCCGAGCUGGCGAGGGGGGGCCAAAAACGUCACGUAAAUCUCUUCAUCAUCUACGAUGCCGCCGUCGCUUGGAUGGGUUCCAUUCUACCCCUACAGGCCAACAUGGUUCGGACUCCAUGGUGUUUUCGUCCUCGAUGCACUUGCAUCCGCAUCCUUCGUCGUCAGAUCUGUCAGAUAAAGCCGCCUCGAAUACCCUUGCACCCUACGGUACAGCUACAAAAGUAUCAGGAAAGAACCUGACAAAGGCGAAACUACCGUCUCCACUUGCAAAGGCUAUGGAGGGGGGGGUGAAGUGCCAUCGGCUCCCCCUCGGUAGCGACGGCCUCUGUUCAAAUGUGUUAGAUCUUAGGUAUCAGGAGUUGGCGAGUCUUCCUUGCCUGCAUAUGGCUGACGUCGGGUCCCUCCAUUGCACCGGGGAGGGCAUCGCUGGCAGGAUAUCGGUACUCAAUCUGUCUGAAAAUAGCCUCCAAACACUGGUCUCAGACGUACCGCAAAUCACUGACGUCAAUGACCGCAGUAAAUGCGACUUAGUGGGCGUAAAGGAACACAAGCAGGACCUCAGCUCUGUUCCUAGGAGUUGUCCGAUAGCCGUGUUUCGAAAUAUUUCAUCACUGGAUCUCAACAAUAAUUUAAUUUCUAACCUCGAUGGAAUUGAAGCACUCCCAUCGUUGCGCUCUCUACGAGCAGCGCGUAAUGUGAUUACCACGCUCUCCAGUCUAUGGCGCGCACCGUGCCUCGCAAAGCUGGACAUGCUGGAUGUGAGCGAGAACUGCAUCGAGCAGCUGGUCUCCCCAGAUGAUGUACACGCUCUGAGACAGAAUCCCCCCUAUGCGCUGCUGGUUUUAAGAAUCAACUACAAUCAUUUGUGCAGUCUUCCGGAUUGUUUAUGUAUGUUCAAACAACUACGGGUCCUUCGGGCUCGCGGGAACAAGUUGGAGUCCGUACCGAAUGCAUUCCCCAGCACAUCCUUCUGUCAUAAAAUUCGUUGUAUCGACCUCAGCUCGAAUUGCUUGUCUGAGAAAGACCAAAUUAGCCUUCAACAAUGCAUUUCAGUGCUUGAAAAAAAUAUCACUAAUAGUUCACAUGAUGGCUCGCGUAAACACGCGGAGAGCAUCUCUCUUGACUUGAGAUACAAUGAAGCUAGAAAAACAACACCACUUGUGCUAGAAAGCAUUAAUUCUCCCUCAAUUUUGACUGAAAUUGAUGAUGCUGAUCACAAGCAGUGUGGAUCUACGUGUUCUGUGAUGAAUUCGAAUAGGAAGGCGUGCGAUCGCCCGCAGCAGUCCUCAUCAAUAGGAACCGUGCAUGCUGAUGUCGUAACACCGAAGAGGGUGCAGUCAGGGGAUACCUUUCUCCUUCCCAUGAGCAGCUUUAAGACAUCACGAUCAUCUGGGUUGAAAAGGGCCGUUAAUGCUGUCAAUUCCUCAUCAAAAAUUGAACCAUCAACUAUCUCGCAGCAGAAGCAGCGUUGUUCGUCAGAAAAGGAACCUCCACAGCUUGAAAGAAGUCCUACAUCUGCAUUACGGCUGGACUUAGAGAGGUCGAGGAGUAAUCCCGUGAUGUUAGCUACAAAUGUGUGGUAUAUCAAUGUUUCCGAAAUGCUAGAGAAUUUGGAGAGAAAUCUUCUUUAUAUCGGUGGAAGAUAUAGUACCUUAAUUCCAAGACUGGCACGUUCUACGGCGUUGGCACUAUGGGACAGCAUGCCACGACUGGGCCUUGUAUACUGUCAGGGCGAGUUUCGCUCACAUCCAACUUUGAUCAUGGGUAAUAUCACUGAGUCUUGCACUACAAACCCGCAUUGCGCCGUCCUUGUAUAUCAAGUCUUCCGCUCUAUUAGCAUUUUGAGUCAAGAGCAGUUCAGUCAUUACCUUAAAUGCACUGAAAGUCAAACAAGUGAUAAAAAGAGCGCCCCAUUGUCGUUUUCUCCUCACCCAGCAGUCAGUGGAGGCACAUCUAACAGCAAGGCGAAAGGAACGCUCCCGAUUUCCAUUAAGGUUCACCACAUCUUUCAAGUUGCCGACACCCUCAACACUUCUUCAACUUCAGUAGGGGUCUUCAGUGACGACGCCGGCCUGUGGUCUUAUGUGCGAUGGCGACGCACGUGGGAGGUGAAGGCGAGGCGUUGUUUUUUUCGUGCUCACAACAUGUAUACGCGGGCCCGCUCGGGGGCCUUGGGUCAGAGCGAUCUGAUGGUGCUUAUGGAACGCCGUGGAGGGGACACCCAGGCUCCCUUGUGCCAGCCCAGCGUCGAGGUGUUCCUGCCGGUGCCACCACAGUGGGCGCGCCUGUACAACCUCCUCGCCCUUGGCACAGGACUCGACCACAAAUCCAGGGCGAAGGAGACUCCUGUGGACAGCGAGGCGUGUAUAAAUCCUGAGGGAUUCCUCAGGCCAUGUGACACAAAGACGGCCGAAUUCGCUGAUAUCAUACCUACUUUGCAAGACAGGGGCCCAUCCUCAGCAUUUGUAGACGGGAUUGGCCCUCGAAUUAGGGUCUGGCCUGCAAAAGUUUCGGAGACGUCUCGAGCGUCUGCCAGUGGUAACAGCAUGAUUGAUCAGGAUGGAGGUGCACAGGGCUCAUCCAAGGUGGUGAGUGGCCCGCUGGACUAUGUGGGCAUUUCGUUGAAGUUGCUAUUGUAUGUACAGAGUAGUAUUAAGCGCACGGAGACGAUGGUGGAGCAGUUCGUAGGGCGCGCACAGAUAUCGUGUCCGUUAGUGUCGUAUUCACGGGAUGUGAUCUAUACUGCACGCCGCGCGGCGUUGUCUAAGGGAAGCUUGCUGAUUUAUGAUGCACAUAGAGGAAAUAUCAAUGAUUCGAUUCCUGAUGUACCCUUUGCUAAGUUUUUACUCCCAAAAUAG
Messenger RNA from Phytomonas sp. EM1, 3162 nucleotides. The record is from the annotation of a GenBank genome assembly. Lineage: Eukaryota; Euglenozoa; Kinetoplastea; Trypanosomatida; Trypanosomatidae.